CAAAGCCCCUGAAUCUGGUCCUGGCAGACACGAUAUUUCCCAGCUCCCAGACUCGUUGUGCGUCGAUACUCAGCACGGGCUGCUCACGCAGAGGCGGACAUUGCACUUCUCCUUCGUUUUCUGCCUUUUCCUUGCUAGUUCUGGGCCUCCCCGUGCGAAAAUGGUGACCGGGCGAGACGCCGCCACGCUGUUAUAAUGACCAUGGCCAAAGAGAACUACGGCGAGACCAACUUCGGCGAUGACGACCGAGGCCUGCUGGCCGGCGAACCAGAGAGAGGCGACCUCUCCAUCAUCACGAGCGUGCUCAAGGCACCACGACCCGACUUUGAGAUCGAAUCCAAGACGCCGCGAACGCCCGGCCGCGUGCAGUUCGACCUGACGCCGCGCAUCCUCAACUUCAGCGACGGACCCCUCCACGGACGGCCGUCGACGUCGUCGCUCUCGUCUGACGAUAGACUCGACUUUGACGAUGGCGCCACUUCCAUAAACGACUCGCACCGCGUACCGCUGCUCACCGAGAUCGAGGCGCCCAGCAUCACGGUCGCUCGAGAAUGGGAUGACGCGGGCGAAGAAGACGAAGAGAGCGCCGCGACGGCAGAGCUGCGGCGGCCCAAGUCCGGGCUCAAAUCGGCCUUUAUGAACAUGGCCAAUUCCAUCAUCGGCGCCGGCAUCAUCGGCCAGCCAUAUGCAAUGCGGCAAGCGGGCCUGCUGGCGGGCACGGUGCUGCUCGUUGCGCUGACCGCGGUGGUGGACUGGACCAUCUGUCUGAUUGUCAUCAACAGCAAGCUCAGCGGAACGAGCAGCUUCCAGGGCACGGUCGAGCAUUGCUUUGGGCGCCCCGGGCUGAUUGCGAUAAGCAUUGCGCAGUGGUUGUUUGCCUUUGGCGGCAUGGUGGCGUUUGGAGUCAUUGUGGGCGAUACAAUCCCGCAUGUCUUGACAGCUAUAUGGACGGACCUGGGGAGUGUGCCGGUGCUGGGGCUGUUGACGAACAGACGAGUCGCGAUUGCGGUAUUUUGCAUGGGAAUCAGUUACCCAUUGACUUUGUACAGGGACAUUGCAAAGUUGGCCAAGGCGAGUACAUUGGCUCUUAUCGGCAUGCUGGUCAUUGUCGUUACAGUGCUGGUACAAGGCGUGCUUGUUCCAUCUGCAGACCGCGGUUCCUUCAGCACGCCGUUGUUGACAAUCAACAGCGGCAUCUUUCAGGCUAUUGGCGUGAUAUCAUUUGCAUUUGUCUGCCAUCACAAUUCCCUCCUCAUCUACGGCUCCCUCAAGACACCGACAAUCGACAACUUCUCCCGCGUUACGCACUACUCCACCAUCGUAUCCAUGCUCGCGUGUUUGAUCAUGGCCCUCGGCGGCUUCCUCACUUUUGGCGACAAAACAAUGGGCAAUGUGCUCAAUAACUUUUCAUCGGACAACUCCAUGGUCAACGUCGCGCGGUUGUGCUUUGGCCUCAACAUGCUGACGACUCUGCCUUUGGAAGCAUUCGUCUGCCGCGAGGUCAUGAUUACGUACUUUUAUCCAAACGAGCCGUUUGAUCUGCGGCGACAUCUGAUAAUCAGCACGGCACUGGUUGUGGGCGCCACGACUCUGAGCAUGUUGACAUGUGAUUUGGGCAUCGUCUUUGAGCUCGUGGGUGCAACCAGUGCGGUUGCCAUGGCAUACAUCUUGCCGCCCAUGUGCUACAUCAAGCUGACGACGAGGAGUUGGCGCACAUAUGUGGCUGGCGCAAUAGUGGUGUUUGGAGUUGCCGUCAUGGUAAUCAGCGUGAUUCAGGCAAUAGAUAAAAUGAUUAAUGGCUCAGAGACUACAACGCAGUGCACGUAGAACAGCAAAGCCCACGAACUUGAAAUUUUAGAACUUAGCAACUGUAUGACUACGAAAGCAUAUAUAUAUAUAUAGAAAGCAUGGAACCAAAGGAAUAUGCAUAACUCCCUAGAUGCAGGGACAAGGAUUGAACAGGACUGUAUAUACGUGCAAUAAGGAAGUCUGGUUGGACUCGGACUUUUUAUUACCGCUUUGUGGACUGUGCACGAGUUUGUGUAAGACUAGCUGUGGUGAUCUCCAUAGAUGGGUCAUAUGAAGACAUAUAGAUGGAAUAUCCUGUGCAGUAAAAAAAACAUGGACUAAUCUUGGUACGUAUUUG
This is a messenger RNA of Trichoderma asperellum CBS 433.97, 2146 nucleotides long. RefSeq lists its product as uncharacterized. Gene Ontology annotation, cellular component: endoplasmic reticulum. Gene Ontology annotation, molecular function: L-amino acid transmembrane transporter activity. The record is from RefSeq and is a predicted model, not a curated record. Gene Ontology annotation, biological process: amino acid transmembrane transport. Lineage: Eukaryota; Fungi; Ascomycota; Sordariomycetes; Hypocreales; Hypocreaceae.